Bombina bombina (fire-bellied toad) is the source of this 1308-nucleotide messenger RNA. Its product is annotated as sialic acid-binding Ig-like lectin 14. The coding region runs from base 1 to 1308 and encodes 435 amino acids. The record is from RefSeq and is a predicted model, not a curated record. Lineage: Eukaryota; Metazoa; Chordata; Amphibia; Anura; Bombinatoridae. The transcript has 6 exons.
AUGGAGGUAUUGGAGGAGAGAAAUUCUUUAAGUGUUCUCGAGACUCAAGUAAAUAAACUUCAAAGGAAGCUGUGUGCUGAAAGUGAGACUUUUCCAGGUUACAAUAUAGAAGCACCAUCAAAUGUCAAGGUUCAGCAGGGCCUCUGUGCACACAUUCCCUGCAGCUUUACCUAUAAUAAAAACCAUGGAAGUCUCUCCCUACCAGACAACAAAGUCCUCUGGUUCAAGUGUUCACAACAUUAUACCUCUCCUGUAGUUAUAAAAAACAUUGAUUCAAUCCUCAAUUUCAGUAUUGGAAGAAUCUGGAUAACUGGAGAUGUGCAAAAUGGGGACUGCUCAUUAAGUAUCAAUAAUGUGGAACUGGAAGAUGCAGAUACAUAUUGUUUUAGAAUUGAAGGAACAUCCCUUUUACAAUUUAGCUACACAGGUAUCACGCCCUCCGUGUCUGUGACAGAGCUUACAGAAAAACCUCAGAUCUUUUCUCAUAAACCUCUAAAUGCUGGUGAAGAGGUUACACUGCUGACAUGUACAGCUCCAGGGAGAUGUGCUGGAACUGCUCCAAUAAUCACAUGGGAAGGAAAUGUAAAUUACCCAAAAUAUGAAACUUCUAGAGUUGAUCAUGGAGAUGGUAACAGCACCCACUACUCAGUUAUCACAUUCACUCCAACUGAGAGAGACAACAAUAGACCUCUAACCUGUAAAGUGGCUUUCGGGUCCAUUAGAACCUUAACUACCAGAAAUACAAUUACUCUUAAUGUUGAAUGUAACGGUGAUGUAAAAAAUGUAAGAGUGCUAGAAGGUGGAUCAGUGAUUCUGCAAUGUAAUGUUAUCAGUAACCCAACAUCGAGCAUUAUAUGGUUGAAAAAUCAUAAAGUACUUAAUAGCACUGAAUCUGGACAUAGCCUAAUGCUUCAUCUUGACAACAUUUCUAGUGUUUUUCCAGUAUACACUUGUUCAGCAAGCAACAUCCGUGGAAAAACCAGAACUGACAUUUACAUCACUGUGGAGUGUAAUGUUUUGCAAGGAAAUGCUCAGGAACUUGAUGAAGGGUCCUCUUUUUUCAUGAAAUGCACUGCUGAAAGUUCUCCACCUGCUGCAUUUUACUGGCUGCAACCUAAUCAUAAUGUUUCAGAGGGACAUGAAAUAAAUGUGAAUGGUCUUUUGGAAACUGAUUAUGGUUUAUACAUGUGCAAAGCCACAAAUAAGUACGGGACCUCAUCCAUCUCUGUCAACAUCAUCCGUAAAAGCAGUGAUAAAGAGGGAGGCCAUGAAGUUAAUGAAGGAACAAAUUCUGUGUACCAGGUAUGA